UGUUCCUGAAAAAUGUGAUCUUCCCCGUACCACUAAAUGAUCAUCAACAAUUCACCAGGCUUUACUUUCAGAUAUACGUCUAAAUUCAAAGCGAUGUGUACGCAUAAAUAGGCAGACCUCCAAAGCAAGUUUCUUUCGGCCCAUCCAGCUCAAAUUAGACCUUGUUUGGACAGCAUCAUGAGGGUCCUUCUAGGCGCCGAAAGCUUUCUGAAUGUCUGUAAGCUCCGGGUACGAUGGCACAGCAAGGGGAAGUCUUAUCUGCCACCGAAGGAUCUAUACGAUAUGGCGAAGAAAGCCAUCGAAGACCACCAACAGACGAUUUCCGCGCGCUUAAGACCACGCAAGGCAAAAAAAUCGCAAACUGCUGUUUUGGAAAUUUUUUGUCGAGCAUUAACAUCUCCUGGUGACGGUGUCAGGUGGAAAGCCGAUAGUCCCAAGGGUCAGAAACCGUCCGUUGCAGACAAACAGAAAUUUAACAAAAGUCUGGGCUGCAUAAACCUUAUUGUGAACGAGAACUCCCAUCCGAAAUCUGGAAGCCAAUCAGAACCGCAUAAAACUAAACUGGAAACACCUGAGGUUUUCAAAUGUAAGAACUGUUCGGAAAACAGGUCUGUAGGAGCACGAGACCUUUCCAAUAUGAUAAUUGCAAACUGUAAGGAUUGCGAUGCAGAUGGCCGUCUGCCAUCUUUAGAGGCAGUCCUGGGCACGGCGAUGCCGGCUCAACAAGAAAGUAAUGACAAACAACAAAUCAGCGUUAGAAGCGAACUUUCGGCGUCUUCUAGUCCCCGGGUUAGCAAAUCGAUGUCCCCAAAACAAGAUGCAGUGGCCCCACUAAGGCCCCAAGAAUCCCCAAGUCUUUCUCCUCUCGCCGAAAGGUUUGCCAUGCCACAAAAAUGGGCAUUUCCUUUGGGAAGAAAUCCUUGUAUAGACGGAAAAGGAGACGAAAAAGCGAAAUGCCCCGAACCCCAAGGAGAACGCAAACCCCCGGCUAAAUCAAAUCCGCCGCAGGGGAAAUCUUCGACUAAAUCGAAAGCUCGAGUUCAUCCUCCGAAAUCGAAUGUCAGUUCAUCAUCUCCAGUGAUGCCAAAGAAAAGCCCACAGCCAAACAACCCACCAUCGGAGAAGGUACCGCCAGCUCCUGGAGUUGGGUUUUCCGUGCCGCUGGACUCAGCUUUUCCUCCGGGAAGAAACCCCUGUACAGACGGGGAAAAAGCUGGGAAGAAAUCUAAGUGUGCAGCAUCAAAACCUGAACCAAAAAAAAGUACAAGUGUGAACAGCUCCAGAGAAAGGGAAGAACAGAAAGCUUCUGUUAAUCAUGAGCGGCAGCAAGAAAAGAAAGCAGAAAUUUCCCCAAAAGAAUCAUCUUUUUCAAGUGGUUCCUCCAAACUUAACCCUGGACCCCCAGCCAGUGUCGAACCCGAGGCAAAACCUACAAAACAAAAAUCAUCUAGACAAGGUGUAAUUAAUCCUGAGCCACUCGGUUCUUCGGUUAAUGCGAAUGCUUCUCGAAAACCAACUCACAAGCCAAAAUCGCAAUCCGCGGAAGGAAAACUACCAACCCUGCCGUCCUCCAGUUUUUCUAUGCCGAUUCUUUCAGCCUUUCCAAUGGGGAGAAAUCCUUGCCGAGAUGGGCCAAGGGGAGCAUCCGACAAGGAGCGUCAAAAACAUAAAAAUAGUCCCUGCGGUCUAGCGAAAGUCAAGUCAUGCCAGUCCGAAACAGAUUCCUGUGCUUCAAGAAAGAAAACUUCAGGUGCCGCCGGCUGCCGUAGUAAAGCUUCUCUGCACAAAAAGGAUGCAGCUGGCAUGGGCUCACCUCAAGAAAAUGUGAAGCCUGCAGAUUCCCUGAAAUCCACUCCACUAGCGCCGAAGGCUUCUUCACAGGAGGUUUCGCCUCCCCCGCCAGCCGCAAAAACUGAACAGUCUUCCGUUCCAGUGGAUAAAGAAACAAUUACUUCCAAAGAUCUAAGCCCCCCAGCUCCGAAGGCUCCUUCCCCACCUCCUGCUAAGGAAAUCAAGAAACCUUUUGGUCAUGCACCGGCUAAAUCUCCUUCAAAGCCACAAUCUGUAAGGAAGAACACUGGAACAGAAUGUGGCGCAGUGAAAAACGUUUCACCGAGAUGUAAUAAAACGAAGUCUCAAAAAGAUACAAGGAAAUGUUCGGAAUUGGAAAGUCCAAGGAGCAGCGAGUCCAGGGAUUCGAAUGUAAAGCCCGAACUAAAGAGGUUUCCGGCUCUUCCUCUAAAACAAAGCCUCGCCAGUUAUAUCAGCAGUAUUGAACCGCUUCUCACCGAGGAGGAGUUCAAGGAGGAGCAGAAGAUUGCCAAGAAGUUUGCGGAGAACGAAGGCGCGCAACUCCAGGAGCUGCUGGAGGAAGAGGCCGAACGUUGCAGCAAUUGGCUGACUCCAAGGUGGACUCGCUCCGCCUACUUGACCUAUCAGGCUCCGCUGACCGUCUUCUCCAGCCCGGGUCUCUCCUUUCCCAUCCAAGAGUUCACGGAACCCAACCAAUUUCUUAACUUCACUGCCAAGGCGAUCCACGCCAUUUGCGAAUUCAAAAAGCUGGUGGACCAGGACCAAAUUCCAGUGGUCAAGAUGGGCAAAAACCAUCUGGACAACAGCCAGUUCUGCAAAAUUUUCGGUACGGUUCGCAAGCCUGGCCGGUUUUGCGAUACCAUUGAGCAGAACAGAGACGCCGACUAUGUUGUGGUGGUCUAUAAUAACAAUUACUAUAAGUUGCCCGUUUAUUCCGAAAGUGGACAGCUGUUGCAUGUUCAUAGCUUGACAGAUGCACUGGAGAAGAUUUACAACUGUCCUAUAGACAGGGGCGAGCCUUUUGGCCUGCUCACCCACGACAAUAGAAGCAACUGGGCAGAGGCCUAUACGGCACUUUGUUGUCCGCAUGGAAACGCAGACUCCGUGGAGACCAUAGAGCAAUCCCUUUUCUUGGUCUGCCUGGACAGGUGUGUGCCGAUUUCCAAGGGAAAGGAGAGGAUUGUGCAGGCCCACCAGCUGCUCCACGGCGGUGGACUGCUCCAGAACAGCUCAAAUCGGUGGAUGGACAAGACCAUCCAGCUGAUAGUGAACCCAAACGGGUUGGCUGGAUUCUGCUAUGAACACUCUCCCGCCGACUGCCAGCCCCUGGCGAUGCUGAUGGACUUUGUGCAGCAGAAAGUGAACGAGGAGAACUACGGAUGCGACAGCUGUGACUCUGACAGGGACAUCCCGUUCACCCUGCUUAAAUUUCAGCCUGUGAACGAGUGCAUUAAUUUGUGGCUGUGUCAGGCAAUGCGCAAUAUCCAAAGGAUAGCCUCUCAGCUGCAGUUGAAUGUGUUCCAAUUCGAGUGCCACGGAAAGUGCUUCAUCAAGGCGCAGGGCCUGAAUCCGGACAGCUACAUCCAGAUGGCCUUAAGUCUGGCCUACCACUCCAUGCACAAGAAAAUACCCGCCCAGUACGAGUCGGCGCACUUGAGAAUUUUCCGCGAGGGGCGCACCGAAACCAUACGAUCCACCUCCAACAAAUCGAAGGCCUUUGUCCUGGCCAUGGAGUCGAACACGGCAUCCAGCAACGAGAAAUUGGCAGCCCUGCAAAGCGCGGUGGAUGCUCACGAGAAGUUGAUAAAGGAAGCUAUCAGUGGACAGGGCAUCGACCGCCACCUCUUUGGCCUGCAGCAGAUGGCCCUGGAAAACGAUCUGCCACUGCCUGAAUUCUUCCUGUCAAAGGGCUUUGUCAGAUCGGUAACCUUUCAGCUCUUCACCUCUCAGGUGGCCACGUCCCAUGACGGCUUCAUGGCGUUCGGACCCCUUCUGUCAGACGGAUAUGGGGUCUGCUACAAUCCCCAGGAAGAGAAGAUACGCUUCGCCAUCUCCGCUUGGAAGACUUGUCCAGAAAUAAGCCCGGCUAAGUUUGCAAAGGCCAUCAAAAGCUCCCUGAACGCUAUGAGAAGGCUGGUCCUGGAAACGGGAGGCGAUUGUGUGGGCCAAAAUCCGUGCAAGUGCGAAAAAAUUCGAUUCUAGAAGGCUAACCCUCUUGUGUUUCCUUUCUUACAAGGCAAAUACAUACUUGUUAUAUUUCAGAUGCA
Molecule: messenger RNA, 4079 nt
Organism: Drosophila biarmipes
Lineage: Eukaryota; Metazoa; Arthropoda; Insecta; Diptera; Drosophilidae
Product: choline O-acetyltransferase
Exons: 4
Coding region: 178-4014 (1278 amino acids)
Biological process (GO): carnitine metabolic process, CoA-linked
Cellular component (GO): peroxisome
Molecular function (GO): carnitine O-acetyltransferase activity
Source: RefSeq, a predicted model, not a curated record